AUGACAGAUUCUGUGGACUACUACAGCCUCGAGGGAGGCCGCAAGACGGUGGCCGAAGAGGCGGACUUCCGCAAGGAGAUUCGCCAGGGCUUCAUCAGAAAAGUCUACGGAAUUGUUGCUACGCAGCUGCUGCUGAUUGCUGCUGUCACUUCGCUGCUGCUGUUUGUCCCUGGAGCUGCUGCUUGGGCGCGGGCGCACAGCGGGCCAGUAGUGCUGCUGUCCUCAGGUCCCUAA
Eimeria tenella is the source of this 234-nucleotide messenger RNA. RefSeq lists its product as uncharacterized. The coding region runs from base 1 to 234 and encodes 77 amino acids. The record is from RefSeq and is a predicted model, not a curated record. The transcript has 2 exons. NCBI's taxonomy places the organism in Eukaryota, Apicomplexa, Conoidasida, Eucoccidiorida, Eimeriidae.